Messenger RNA from Macadamia integrifolia, 2732 nucleotides. RefSeq names its product partner of Y14 and mago-like. Bases 172 to 921 code for a protein of 249 amino acids. Gene Ontology annotation, molecular function: RNA binding. Gene Ontology annotation, cellular component: cytoplasm; exon-exon junction complex. The record is from RefSeq and is a predicted model, not a curated record. Lineage: Eukaryota; Viridiplantae; Streptophyta; Magnoliopsida; Proteales; Proteaceae. The transcript has 6 exons. Gene Ontology annotation, biological process: exon-exon junction complex disassembly.
UCUCUAGCAGUCACACUGGAUGUUACACUUACACCCCCACUCAGACCUCAAAAACAGAACAUUUUCUCCUUUACCUUCCCCUUUCAUUUCCUCCAGAAUCCACAGAGGCAUGUCCACAUUCGAGUGAUCUUGAAUGAAGGGUCUCUUGUUGAUUGCUUUUGGGAUUCUUCAAUGGCUACCAGUGGAGGAACCGAGGAACAGCAGCAGUUCGAUCUGUUAGGAAAAACCCUAAAAGAAGGCGAACGUCUACUAGCCCCUACCAGGAGACCCGACGGUACUCUUCGAAAACCCAUUCGAAUUAGGGCAGGUUACGUCCCUCAAGAUGAAGUUGCGAUUUACCAGUCCAAAGGUGCUCUGCUUAGGAAAGGGUUGGGUGCACCUGAGGUUCCUCCGGGUCGUGAUCCAGUGUUGGAUGCGAAGCUGAAGUCUAAGUCUGCUAGAAGGAAUGAAAGGAAGAAGGAGAAGAAGCAACAGCAGGCUGCCAUUGAGAAGGGAAAGAAUUUGGAGUCGAAAACCACUGGAGAGGUGCCUUCUGCUGAAGAUAUGGGCCCAAGAUCAAAAGGUGUUGAAUCAGUAACAGAUCAAAUGAACAUGCUAGAUGUUUCAGAAACUCCUCCAGUUGUUGCUCCUUCUACAGAUUCAACUGUGUGUCCCAGUACUUUGGGUCCUGGUCCAGAUCUUGACAAGAGAAUUAGAGCACUCAAAAAGAAGUGCACACCUUGUUAUAAUGGAGGCCACGGUCAGCGAAUGGCAGCAGAUGACCUUCCUAGGCAACAAAUUCGGCUAACAGUAGCUCAACUGCAGAAGACUGAGCAAAAAGAUAUGAAGCCAGGACAAUUAGAGAAAGUGGCAAAGUUGGAAGGCUGGUGUGAGGAGCUAAAACUUCUGGAGGAUGAGAAGGCAGAGUUGGCAGUAUCAUAAGGCUGGGCAGCCGUUUGCCUCCCAGAAUCUAAGGGUGGUCUUGGUCUAAGAUGUAUCAAGGAUGCUAACACUGCUGGUAUUACUUAGCUGAUCUGGAAGCUAGUCACAAAAAAGUAAAGUAUCUGGGUUGAAAGGGCGUACUCGGGGCUCCUCCGCUCAAACUCCAUCUGGACAGUCACGGCUUUAUUUGAUGCUUCUUGUGUUUGGCGCAAGAUCUUGUCCGUUCGGACAGCUGUUAUUGGAGCCAUCUCUUCCCAGAUUAUUGAUGGCAUCUCUACCUCUCUUUGGCUUGAUCAUUGGCAUCCUUUGGGAAUUCUUCUUCACGCUGUAAGUGCGAGAGCCAUUUACAGUCUGUGGCUUUCCAAGCAUUUCACGAUUGCGGAUAUCAUGUCCUUGGCUUCUUGUUCUCCUCCUGCCAUGGACUCUCCCCAGCUCAUUGCUGUUUGGAACUUGCCUCCUAUUAUUAAGUCUCAGUAAAGAAGAGAUGACUAUACUCUUUGGAAUCCCACCGCUUCAGGCCUCUUUAGCUCCAAAGUGGCUUGGGAUUAUGUUAGGUUUAGGGGAAACUUCUCUCCUUGGCACAAGGUUAUUUGGUUCAAGCAUCACAUCCCACGUCAUAGCUUCAUUAUUUGGCGAGCCAACUGCCUUCCAAUGCAGUCAUUCCUCAUCCAUCGUCAAAUUCUGGUCUCUCCCUUGUGUGGUCUUUGUGGAACAGAACCGGAAGAUAUGAACCACUUGCUCUUCUUUUGCCCCCUCUCUGCCUCUAUUUGGAAAAGUGUCCUUGCAAAGUGUAGGCCUAGAAGUAGAAGGAUUCUCGCUUUUCAGAGGGAAUGGAAUGGAUCAACAUGACUUUCACCGGGUCUUCUGUCUAUGAUUCUAUAGACAAGCUUGAUUUCGUGCAACCAUUAACCAGAUUUGGAUGGAGUGUACCCAUAGGAAAAGGACUUCCAAACCUCACCCUCUUAGGCAGAUUUGGGAAUCCAUCUCUUUUGAUGUCAAAGGAAAGAAUUCUGGUGUUUCUUCCACUUGUAUUACCUCUCCUAGGAGGAGUCAUAUUAUUUGUCUUGGGGCCUCUUCCCCCUCUUUGCUUCGGACUUUCUCUCUCAUCUAUUGAGGGUUUGUCCUUUGCUUUUUCUCUCCCAUCUUUGGGAGCUGUUGUAUUUUUUUUCCCCCUCUUUGGUAAUGAAUAUUUAUUCACCAAAAAAAAAAAAAGCCAAUAUGUAUAGUACUUCACAUAUUUCAGAAUUUGAGUUGAAAGUUUUGAAUUCUAGAACAUUAAUUAUGAAACUCCACCAGUGUUUUUUAUGCUGCCGGUCGCAAGCCCGGGUAAAGGAGGAGGGUUGGUGCGUCAGGGAGGCAGCCAGCAUUGUAUAAGAUUAGCUAAAUUUUUUUAGAUUUGAUCCUAGAGUUAUAAGGAAUGCAUAAAUUAGAGCUGAUUCAAAAAGUAGUUCCAAUACAUUAUAAGUUGAGAGAGCCAUUUGAGGUGGUAUGGACAUGUGCAACAGAGACAUUUGAAUGCUUUUCCAAGGAUGAGUAAUAUGAUUUAGAUUGGAGGAACUGGUCAAUGAAUAGGCCUAAAAUGACUAUAGGAGAAUGUGAGGAAAGAUAGCUUAAGACUGGUAACAAGUAUGGCUUUGAGUAGAGUUGAUUAGUGAAAGAAGAUCCACAUAUCCCACCGCAUCUAGUUGAAAAAGGUUGAGUUGAGUCGAGUAGAAUAUUAAGGAUGAAAAUUUUCUUUUUGAUUCAAUAAUCUAUGCUGCCUAAUUAAACAAUUGAAUUUUUUGAAUAUUAAUGACUCUUUUUUUUCCUCU